This is a messenger RNA of Peromyscus maniculatus bairdii (prairie deer mouse), 4177 nucleotides long. It is a transcript of the gene Meis1, whose product is annotated as Meis homeobox 1. NCBI's taxonomy places the organism in Eukaryota, Metazoa, Chordata, Mammalia, Rodentia, Cricetidae. Gene Ontology annotation, biological process: regulation of DNA-templated transcription. The record is from RefSeq and is a predicted model, not a curated record. Gene Ontology annotation, molecular function: DNA binding.
GGGCACAGUCCCCGCGCUCGGCUCAUUGUUCCCUCCCUUCCUCCCUCACUUCGCGCUGGGGCUGAGGGCUGCCAGGCAGAGGAGGUGGGGGCGUCCGGACUCAGAGUGACAAAAUGCAAGCAUUUCCUUUCCUCCGGCCGCGCGUCCACUUCUGACAGCGGGGGGAAAAAAAAAUCUCAAAACAAAAAACUCUAAGCUGGGUCUGCAGAACGCCCAGGCGACCGCCACCCCACGUUCUCGGGACUCCUAAGCUGAACCUUUCCCAAGCCAGCUCCAGCGCCUCUUCUUGCUCUGGCUUUGACUUUUCUCCUUGGGGAGUCUAGCAGAGAAUCCAGUACGUUUGGCAUCACCCCCCCGACCCCGGAAAAUACUGGCAGACCCCAAUAAUUUCGAGGAAAGUCUUGAAGUCUUUCAUGAGCGGAGCUCUGAGAGAAAUAACUCCGGCAUUUGCCUGCCCUGCGUUUAUUCCCAAUUUAUUUCAAGAGUCCAGUUUGGGAAGAGAGGCUGGAAGGCGAAGGAGUGAAAAGAACACGGGACGUAAAGCCGGCGGUCCGGAGCUGCAGCCUGCAUCCGUGUGCAUGUGCCCUGGGUGUGUGGUGUUAGUGCCUGGGCGUGCGAAUUCAUGGAGCGCCUUUCUGCCUCUCCAGUGCGGCCAGAGCUCGCUUCGCGCACCCACCCCUGCCGAGGAGCCUACUUGCUGCAGCCCAAUGCAUUGUGUAAGACGCGACCUGUUAUGGCCACCACUACUUCCGGGUUCUAGCAUUCUGGUCGGAAUCCACCUCUCCGCCUGUGCAACACACACUUUACACACGCACGGCGACUGCAAGCGGGCAGCAUCGAUCGUGGCUCCUUUAAGACAAACUCAGACAGACAUUUUUUUAACCCUCCUCUCUAAUCUCCCUCCAGUGCUGCAGUUGCAAAGAGGGAGAGAGAAAGAGAAAGAGAGCGAGAGAAGAGAGAAACUGAUUAGGAAUUAGGACUGAUUCAAGGGAAGCGGGCGCUAGGGCUUUGUGCAUUUGAAUAUUAACAUUUGAGGUGUUCUGACCAGAAGAAGACAGAGCGGAUGAUCAUUCAUUCACCACGUUGACAACCUCGCCUGUGAUUGACAGCUGGAGUGGCAGAAAGCCAUGAGAUUUGGUAGUUGGGUCUGAGGGGCGCUCUUUUUUUUUUUUUUAACUGAUUUUUUUUUGGGGGGGGGAGAAGAUCUGCUUUUUGGUUUUUUUUUCCUCCCGCUGCUGUCUUGGAACCGGAGCGCUUUUAUGCUCAGCGACGCGGGCGCCUUGCUUCAGGUCCGGUAGACCGAAGAUCUGGGACCAGUAACUCACAUUGCUGGAGACGCAAAGGGAUUUUAUUUCUUUCUUUUCUUUUUUUCCGUGCUUCAUUUUUUUUUCCGAGGGAGUCUGCAUAUUUGUUUCUUUUCACACUGGCCUUAAAGAGGAUAUAUUAGAAGUUGAGUAGGAAGGGAAGCCAGAGAGGCCGAUGGCGCAAAGGUACGACGACCUACCCCAUUAUGGGGGCAUGGAUGGAGUAGGCAUCCCUUCCACGAUGUAUGGGGACCCGCAUGCGGCCAGGUCCAUGCAGCCGGUCCACCACCUGAACCACGGGCCUCCUCUGCACUCGCAUCAGUACCCGCACACAGCUCAUACCAACGCCAUGGCCCCCAGCAUGGGCUCCUCAGUCAAUGACGCUUUAAAGAGAGAUAAAGAUGCCAUUUAUGGACACCCCCUCUUCCCUCUCUUAGCACUGAUUUUUGAGAAAUGUGAAUUAGCUACUUGUACCCCCCGCGAGCCGGGGGUGGCGGGCGGGGACGUCUGCUCGUCAGAGUCAUUCAAUGAAGAUAUAGCCGUGUUCGCCAAACAGAUUCGCGCAGAAAAACCUCUAUUCUCUUCUAAUCCAGAACUGGAUAACUUGAUGAUUCAAGCCAUACAAGUAUUAAGGUUUCAUCUGUUGGAAUUAGAGAAGGUACACGAAUUAUGUGACAAUUUCUGCCACCGGUAUAUUAGCUGUUUGAAAGGGAAAAUGCCUAUCGAUUUGGUGAUAGAUGACAGAGAAGGAGGAUCAAAAUCAGACAGUGAAGAUGUGACAAGAUCAGCAAAUCUAACUGACCAGCCCUCUUGGAAUAGAGAUCACGAUGACACGGCAUCCACCCGUUCAGGAGGAACCCCGGGCCCUUCCAGUGGCGGCCACACUUCACACAGUGGGGAUAACAGCAGUGAGCAAGGUGAUGGCUUGGACAACAGUGUAGCUUCCCCCAGCACAGGUGACGAUGAUGACCCUGAUAAGGACAAAAAGCGUCACAAAAAGCGUGGCAUCUUUCCCAAAGUAGCCACCAAUAUCAUGAGGGCGUGGCUGUUCCAGCAUCUAACACACCCUUACCCUUCUGAAGAACAGAAAAAACAGUUGGCACAAGACACAGGCCUCACCAUCCUUCAAGUGAACAAUUGGUUUAUUAAUGCGCGAAGAAGAAUAGUGCAGCCCAUGAUAGACCAGUCCAACCGAGCAGGCAAGUCCCCUCUAGUGACUGUAUUCAAGUCAGGCAAGCGAAAACCAUCCUCAAGCCAUUCACCAGGAGGGCUGCUACCUGUUAGCCAAGGAACACCGUAUAACCCCGACGGACAGCCAAUGGGAGGCUUUGUCAUGGACGGUCAGCAGCACAUGGGCAUCAGAGCGCCAGGGCUGCAAAGUAUGCCAGGGGAGUAUGUAGCCCGGGGUGGUCCAAUGGGUGUGAGUAUGGGACAGCCAAGUUAUACCCAACCCCAGAUGCCCCCCCAUCCUGCUCAGCUGCGUCAUGGGCCCCCCAUGCAUACGUACAUUCCUGGACACCCUCACCACCCAACAGCGAUGAUGCAUGGAGGACCGCCCCACCCUGGAAUGCCAAUGUCAGCAUCAAGCCCCUCGGUUCUUAAUCCAGGAGACCCGACAAUGAGUGGACAAGUCAUGGACAUUCAUGCUCAGUAGCUUAAGGGAAUAUGCAUUGUCUGCAAUGGUGACUGAUUUCAAAUCAUGUUUUUUUCUGCAAUGACUAUGGAGUUCCAUUCUUGACAUCUACUUUGGACCAAGGAGCAUCCCUAAUUCUUCAUAGGGACUCUUAAAAUGCAGGAAAACCAACUGAAGUCAAUUUGGGGGACAUGCAAAAUAACUAUAUAAGACAUUAAAAGAACAAAGAGUGAAAUAUUGUAAAUGCUAUUAUACUGUUAUCCAUAUUACGUUGUUUCUUAUAGAUUUUUUAAAAAAAAUGUGAAAUUUUUCCACACUAUGUGUGUUGUUUCCAUAGCUCUUCACUUCCUCCAGAAGCCUCCUUACAUUAAAAAGCCUUACAGUUAUCCUGCAAGGGACAGGAAGGUCUGAUUUGCAGGAUUUUUAGAGCAUUAAAAUAACUAUUAGGCAGGAGAAUCUUCUUGCCUAGGAUUUCAGCCAUGUGCGCUCUCUCUUUCUCUCUCUUUUCCUCUCUCUCCCUCUCUCUAGCCUGGGGCUUGAAUUUGCAUGUCUAAUUCAUUUACUCACCAUAUUUGAAUUGGCCUGAACAGAUGUAACUCGGGAAGGAUGGGAAAAACUGCAGUCAUCAACAAUGAUUAAUCAGCUGUUGCAGGCAGUGUCUUAAGGAGACUGGUAGGAGGAGGCAUGGAAACCCAGAGGCCGUGUGUUUAGAAGCCUAAUUGUCACAUCAAGCAUCAUUGUCCCCAUGCGACAACCACCACCACCUUAUACAUCACUUCCUGUUUUGUGCAGCUCAAAAACAUAGACUGAAGAUUUAUUUUUAAUAUGUUGACUUUAUUUCUCAGCAAAGCAUUGGUCAUGUGUGUAUUUUUCCAUAGUCCCACCUUGGAGCAUUUAUGUAGACAUUGUAAAUAAAUUUUGUGCAAAAAGGACUGGAAAAAUGAACUGUAUUAUUGCAAUUUUUUUUGUAAAAGUAGCAGUUUGGUAUGAGUUGGCAUGCAUACAAGGUUUACUAAGUGGGAUAAGCUAAUUAUACUUUUUGUUGUGGAUAAACAAAUGCUUGUCAAUAGCCUUUUCCUAUCAAGAAAACGAGGCGCUAAUUAUUAAUAACAACCAUGGCACAAUGAGUCUUAGCAUUUUGAUGGAAUUUGGAUUGUAUGAGAACUCCCAAGUUCAGCUGUAGUCAUUGAGCGCAGUAAUGAAAUCAGAAUCCAGAAUAAAAACAAGACUAUUUUUGACA